AGAAAGGUGGCAACUAAUCAUAUACUCUGUUUUUUGUUGCGAGUUUACACGUUUGUUUUAGUUUCCGUAGAAUUUAUUAAAAAAAAUGGAUUUUGGUGCCGAAGAUAAUCUAACUGUGGAAGAAAUGCACUUCAUAGCCGACUUGGACAGUCGCCAGUUUGGUUUUCUCAAACUGACAGCGCCUGAAAAUGCUCCUAUACGUAUUAUCGUCGAGCGUGCUGUAAAAAUUCUGCAACAUGUUAUUAUAUCAACAAAGGAAGAACAAAGUGCAAAUAUAGCAAUAAAAUCAGAGGAUGUGCCUCAAGAAUCUAACUUACAUGUGAUUGAGACAGAGCAGGGAAUUGAUGGAGUGUCUAAAGAAAACAGUACCCAAGUGCCUGCUGACUUUCCAAGUUCCAAAAGGAAAGAAGAAGAAACACCAAACCAAAACUCAGUAGGAACCUCCGCGACUACACCGAAACAUGAUGGCAAUAAAAAUAAAACGAGUGUAGAUUUUAUGACCUACUGUAAGUUGGGCCAUCUUCAUUUACUUCUGGAAGAGUACGAUGAAGCCCUAGCAGCUUAUCAAAAAUAUUACCAACUAUGCUCAAAGAAUUGGAAAAAUUUGCCUUUCCUGUAUGGCCUUGGAAUGGUUUACUUUCAUUUUAAUGCAUUCAGAUGGUCUAUUAGAGCUUUUCGGAGCUUACUUUACCAAGAUCCGAACUUUAUCCGAGCAAGUGAAGCUCAUUUACGAGUUGGGCUUAUGCUAAAAGUCUUUGGGGAAUAUAAAUUGUCUCUGAAGCACUUGAAACUAGCACAGAUUGAUAAUUCUCCAUGUACGUUUUCUAAACUACAAAUAAAAUUCCAUAUUGCUCAUCUAUAUGAAGUUCAUAGUAAGCAUAAAGCGGCCAAAGAGGCUUAUGAGCAUCUGCUUACUAGUAAAGAGCUGACAUUGGAAUUGAAAGCUGAUAUUUAUAGACAAUUAGGAUGGAUGUAUCAUUGUGUGGAAUCAUUGGGAGAUAAAAAACAACGAGAUAACUAUGCAAUAAUAUGUUUACAAAAGUCAAUUGAAGCAAAUCCGAAAUCAGGACAAUCAUUGUAUUUACUAGGCAGAUGUUAUGCUGGAAUUAACAAAGUGCACGACGCUUUCAUAGCUUACAGAAAUUCUGUAGAAAAGAGUGAAGGAAACGCCGAUACGUGGUGUUCUAUCGGAGUUUUGUACCAACAACAGAAUCAACCAACAGAUGCAUUACAAGCGUAUAUAUGUGCAGUUCAACUAGAUAAGAAUCACAAGGCGGCGUGGACAAACUUAGGAAUAUUGUAUGAGAGUUGUGGUCAACCGAGGGAUGCAUAUGCAUGUUAUUUAAAUGCAACAAGAAGUUUAAAAAAUAAUACCCAACCAAAAGAACCAACUAGCGAAAGUAAAGUCGGAAAUUUGAAUUUGAAAUUGCGUACAACUGGAAAUAUAACAGCACGAGAGUGUCAAGGUCUGGGUAAAGGGCUAACCCAACGUAUCAAAUUUUUAGAAGCUCAGUUAGCUCAAGCGCCUAUGCCAAGUAUUACUUCGAAAAGAAGGCAACUUUGUUCUAUUGAAGAAGCGUGGAAUUUACCAAUUUCAUUGGAGAUGAGUUCGAGACAACAACAUCAACAAGCUACACAUGUGCAGCAACGUCAGUAUGGCAAAAGUGCACACGGUUCGGUAAUACAAGGUCCACCGCCACCAUACCCGCAUCCGCAACAGAAUUUAAACACUGUACCAACAAAGCGUUUCAAAGAUGAAGCCCUCCAGCACACAGAGUCGGGCAACCGCCCGGUUCAACCGGCUUUUUACCUUUCACAGCAGCAAUUACAAACAUUACAAAUCCUGCAACAAAACCAAAGCACUCUCAAUCAUCAAGAGCAGGCGUUGUUCCAACAACUUAGCUCACAAUAUCGCCUUAUGCAACAAUAUCAGCAGGCAAUGAGGCAACAGUUGCCACAAAAUGCACCAUCGCCACAGCAACAGCUUUUGCAAGCUCAAUCACAAGCGACGGGAUAUCCCAUGCGUUCAACAGCGGCAUCGUCGUCAUCGACUGUAACACAUGUCCCUAUAAAUUCGGCCUCGACUGCGCCGUCGAUAGUGAACCCGCCUCCCACAUAUGCUGGAACUAUUGAGGAACAAACAAAAUCAAUUGUGCCAAAGACAUCUGAGUCAGCAAUUGGAUCAGGAGACCUGGCGCAAUUGUCACCAAGCAGUGAUCAACUAGGUGUCAGCGAUCAAGAGUUAACCGCUUUUCUCUCGCAAAAGGAUUUAACAUCCACAUUUGCCGAAGAUCUGUUAAAGACGUUUAGUGCUGAUAACUUGGACAUUAAAGAAGAAGAUAUUGAAGCCACUACUGAGGAAUUAUUCAACGGCCUUGAUAAAACCUUGGGCUCGGACGAUAAAACGAACGCACGCUUACCAAUAAGUAGCGGUAAACAAGCAUUGGCAGGAUCAAGUACAUCAGGGAAAGUUGGUACUGUAAAAGAGGAAAUCGGUGCUCAAGAAAGCUCGGAUGUUAAAUUGGAAAAUUUUCGCGAUGAGGAAUCCGAAGACAAAGAUAAAUUUGACGAUGAUCUCGAAGAGACGUCAAAGUUUAGCAUUCAUAUGGAUUCUAAGCAACUGUCAGCAGCGGUUAAGAAUCUACCACUCGAUGAACCACCUCCUCAUUGUUCAGUUUUACAUAUAAACGCACCGCCGCCCUCGCCACCCGAUUGCCCGCCACAGCGUCUUACCCGUGAACAACUCUUACCGCCCACUCCAUCAGUUCAUUUGGAAAAUAAGAAACACGCCUUUAGUCCUCAGCUGCAAGAGUUUUGUCUCAAGCAUCCAAUAGCAGUGGUGCGGGGCUUGGCUGGUGCACUUAAGUUAGAUUUGGGUUUGUUUUCUACAAAAACACUUGUCGAAGCUAACCCUGAUCACAGCGUUGAGGUACGCACACAAGUUCAUCAGUCACCCGAUGAAAAUUGGGAUGCGUCACAGGCAAAACGAGUGUGGGCCUGUAUAUCGCAUAGAUCUCAUACAACUAUUGCGAAGUAUGCACAAUAUCAGGCGUCGAGUUUUCAGGACAGUUUAAAGGAUGAACAGGAUAAAGGUCCCGCGGGCCUGCAAACAAUGUCUGACUCAGAUUCAAAGGAUUCUGUUAGUAAUUCAAAUGUCACUGGAAAGCGGAAAAAGCUGAAAAAUGGGAACAAAAUGUUAAGAUUCGGCACAAACGUAGACUUAUCGGACGAACGUAAAUGGCGUACACAGCUGGCUGAAUUGCAAAAGUUACCUGCAUUUGCGCGCGUCAUUUCCGCAGCCAACAUGCUGUCACAUGUAGGUCAUGUUAUUUUGGGAAUGAAUACCGUGCAGUUAUAUAUGAAAGUGCCGGGAAGUCGAACUCCAGGACAUCAAGAGAACAACAAUUUUUGCUCCAUCAAUAUAAACAUUGGCCCAGGCGAUUGCGAAUGGUUUGCCGUUCCGGAUGCAUAUUGGGGUGGUAUUCAUAACCUAUGCGAAAAGAAUAACAUUAGCUAUCUGCAUGGUUCGUGGUGGCCAGUGCUGGAAGAUUUGUAUAAAGAGAAUAUACCCGUUUAUCGUUUCAUACAACGGCCCGGUGAUUUGGUAUGGGUUAAUGCAGGUUGCGUACAUUGGGUGCAGUCAGUUGGUUGGUGCAAUAAUAUAGCAUGGAAUGUGGGUCCCUUAACAGCGCGACAGUAUUCCCUUGCAAUAGAACGAUAUGAAUGGAAUAAAUUGCAGAACUUUAAAAGUAUUGUACCAAUGGUGCAUCUUAGCUGGAAUCUCGCAAGAAAUAUCAAGGUUUCGGAUCCAAAACUUUUUGAGAUUGUGAAAAUGUGUCUUCUUCAGACUCUCAAAAAUGUAUUGCAUACCUUGGAAUAUGUAAAAUCAAAAGGUGUCGAGGUACGAUUUCAUGGACGUGGGAAAAAUGAAGCAUCUCACUACUGCGGGCAAUGUGAGGUUGAAGUCUUCAACAUUUUAUUCAUACGGGAACAAGAGAAACGUCACGUUGUGCAUUGCAUGGCAUGUGCACGUAAGCUAGCACCAAAUUUACAAGGCAUUGUUUGUUUAGAAGAAUAUCGGCUAUCGGAGCUUUUACAAAUUUACGAUGCUUUCACGUUGUAUAAACCACCACAGACACUGCCACAAAGUCCCCAUACGUCGAAUAUUUAAUAUUAUAAUGAUUAAUGGUAAUGAUAAAGACAUUCGUUAGUUGAUUUGCAUACAUACAUAGUUUCAUACAUUUAGAGAUGUCGGAAGUAGUAGGUCUAUUGGUAAUAUUAAAAAAUUAUACAAUUUUUAUAAUAGACAACAAAAACAACAAAUGCACUGGUAUUAUACUUACGUAGGCAUAUUUUUAUAAUAUACAAUAUUACACAACUACAUAUAGUACAUAUUUCAUUUAAGCCGUUUACGACGAGUAAAUUUACGCUCUUCUUAUAGACGUUUAGCACUUGAUAUCAUAAUUAUUAUUCUACGUACGUAAUUUUAUUUCUUAGGCAGUUAAGGCAUUAUUAUCUAUACAUUACAUGCAUAAUUAUACAUACAUAUACCUAUACGUACGAAAAUUAUACAUAUGCAAUGCUAUUUAAUUUGUUCUAUACACAGAAAAUUAGUUUAAAUACACACAUAUUAUUGAAGCAAGGUAUUUAUAAAAGAUGUGCGAUUAAUGAAUUGUGUUAAAUAUUCUAUUAGGUUGGGUUGUAUUAUUAAUUCAUUUAAAUUUAUCUGCCACGUAAAAAAAAAACAUAAAAUUUCUACAAGGAAAGAAAAAUUUUCCGUCACACGACGUAAUAAGUACUGUGCGCCAUUGGACGCAACUCUAAUAAUACGACCCAAUAAUUACCUAACUUAUUCAUUAGUAUCGAAGAAAAAUUAGGUUGUUUCUUUAGCAUAAAACCUUUUAGUUAAAUUGAAUGGAUAAAAUCAUGAUUGAUAAGUUUACAACUACAGACCUAAGUAUAGCAUAGCGAAGCGGCAACAUUUCUAGUUGCUUAAUCGUACAGCUUUUAUAAUUAAUAUAAUAAGCGUAUUGUCGUCAAAUACGUACAUAUGUAUACACACUUAUGUGGGUAUGCAUGUACAACCAACCGCGCAUACAUUUGAAUUUACGGGUUUUCAAAAUAUUCAAAUCAGGGACCAAAAAUUACUGUUAUCUCGAAUUUACAAAUUGAAAGCGUUAACCGAAUUCUGGAAUUCUACUCUGUAUUGCGAUUCGAAAAACAAAAUCAUUCGCAUUCGAAUACUUGGCACUAUGAAUUUGUAUUAGUUCGUGUCGCCUUUCGAAUCGCAAUACAGAGUAGAUCACUGAAAUUUAAUGAUAUAGUUUUUUCACAACAGUUAUUAGAUGGGGAAAUAUUUUUUUUUUUCACCGAUAAGAUUUAUUGUCUCACGUUUAUUUUUACGUUGUCUGAUUCGCGAUAAAACUUGUAACUGUUAUGUCUCUGAUUCAAAUAGUUUGUACUACGAAAAAAUGGCGCAAGCUCAAAAAUAAGCUAUAAAACAUCUCCAUAUAAGCAUACAAAUAAUAUAGAACUUGUAUACAUAUGUAAUUAAUGAUCUCAAUAAAAAAAUUAAUGAGCGACGAAAUAGCGAAAUACAAAAAUGUAAUUGCAAAACCACAAACACGGUAAAAAAUUAUGUGCUGUAUCGAAUAAAAAAUAAAUAAAGAAAUGUAAAUCAGGCCAAUGUCAGUUCUAGAUUUAAACAAGCCUGGGAAACAAACGAAUAUAUUUUUAUAAUAAUUUGGAAAAAUAUAAAAAUAUAUUUUAGAAGUACGUAUAUCACAUACACACGCACAUAAGUGUUCAAUAUUUGAAUCAAAUAAAAUUAAAAAAAAAAAAAACAGCAAAAUUAAACAAAAGUGAAUAUGUCUUGAAAAAGCGCGGCGCUUAAGUAAAGCUAUGCUGGCGUAAGGCUUAUGUUUACAUGUUGGCGUUCCUCAAACUUCCGUUUUUUUUGUUGUGUUGUGUUUUGUUUUGUUAAGGGCCGAAUUUACAAUGCGUGCUUAAAGUAUUGUUAACCACCAAGAGUUUAAUUAUGAUUUCAUAUUCACUGUCGCAUAGCUAACAAUGAAAAUUCAUAUCGCCUGGAAUUAAAUAACUUCGCAUAAUCAAUACUUUUUCUAUACAAAUGUAAAUUAAAAAAGUUAAAUUUAAAUUAAAAGUCAAAAGAGUUGUAAACUCUUCUUAUCUAAGCACUUUGAAUAUGAAAAUCAAUAGGUAAAACAGCUCAUAGACGUUUACUACGCACUGUGAAUUUGGCUAUUAGUGUCUUCAAACCACCGAACAAAAUUCGUUCAAACAUUUAUUGUUAUUUUACAUCUAAAUCCAUCAAAAAUCAUAUGUUCCACUCCAAGUUUUUUUGUUUUGAUUUCGUAGCCAGUUUUUUUUUUUUUUUAUUUGCAAUUGUAAA
Rhagoletis zephyria (snowberry fruit fly) is the source of this 6412-nucleotide messenger RNA. RefSeq names its product Utx histone demethylase (gene Utx). The record is from RefSeq and is a predicted model, not a curated record. Gene Ontology annotation, biological process: regulation of gene expression. Gene Ontology annotation, cellular component: MLL3/4 complex. Lineage: Eukaryota; Metazoa; Arthropoda; Insecta; Diptera; Tephritidae. Gene Ontology annotation, molecular function: RNA polymerase II cis-regulatory region sequence-specific DNA binding; protein binding; histone H3K27me2/H3K27me3 demethylase activity.